AUGGAGCGCAUCACCGAGCCCGCCAUCAAACGGCCGCCGUCGCCGUCGCGCAUCGCAUUUCAGCACGCGUACAUUGCCUCACCUCAACAAGUCGACUCCAACCUGUUGAUACUGCUGCACGGUCUUGGAGACACGCAAGCGUCGUUUGUCGAUUUGGGCAAACAGCUGCAGCGAGCGCUGCCACAGUGCGCCGUCUUGGCACUGAGAGGUGCGAGGACGGUGCCGCUGCUGGGCGGAGGCAUGUGGUGGGAUGCUUGGGAUCCGCUUGGAGAGAUGCUUCCCGCAUCCGCUCAGAAUCCUUCCGCAUUCAUCGAAGACUGUCACACGCUUUUGGACGAGUUGAGGAUGUGCGGAUGGCAGAGCGAGCAUGUGCAUUUGCUUGGGUUUGGACAGGGAGCUACAGCUGCGCUAGAGGGCACGCACGCUUGGUGCAGAGCCAACAAGCGCUUGCUCGGCAGCGUCGUCGCAGUGUGUGGUGGCAUGUUGAGCGUGAGUGAGGGGGGCGGGGCGGGGCGGGGCGGUGCGGUGCGGCGCGAGAGCGCGGGGCAAAAGUUCGAGAUGUGCUGCAAGCCCUGCGAGCAUCCCUGUGCUGACACGUCUGGCCCCUCCCCCACCACACACACACCAGUUUCCUAAUCCUCCACCGCUCGACGUGCCAGUCCUGCACGUCCAUCCGCCCGCCGCAGCACAUCAACAAGCUCAGACGACGCUGCGACGCGCAUUUCAGCCACUCGUCGUCAUGCCCCUCUCAGACGACGCACGGGACAGGAUGCCUCGAGGCAAAGAGUGGGAGAUUGUGGUUCGAUUUUGGAGCGAAAAGGGCAGGUGGAGGAAUAGAGCAGCUUGGGAGCUCAAAGGGGAGGUCUACGCGGCGAGUGCGGCGGGCGCGCGGGCGUGACUAGGCCCGCACAUCC
Molecule: messenger RNA, 914 nt
Organism: Ceraceosorus guamensis
Lineage: Eukaryota; Fungi; Basidiomycota; Exobasidiomycetes; Ceraceosorales; Ceraceosoraceae
Exons: 2
Coding region: 1-636 (211 amino acids)
Molecular function (GO): hydrolase activity
Source: RefSeq, a predicted model, not a curated record